Rhizoctonia solani is the source of this 999-nucleotide messenger RNA. RefSeq lists its product as uncharacterized. Lineage: Eukaryota; Fungi; Basidiomycota; Agaricomycetes; Cantharellales; Ceratobasidiaceae. The transcript is spliced from 11 exons. The record is from RefSeq and is a predicted model, not a curated record. Bases 1 to 999 code for a protein of 332 amino acids.
AUGGACAUCCUAUGCUUCCGGUCAAUCCCCCACAUUCGGGGUCGAUUCCUGGACCAUCCCUCUGGCGCCGUGCCUGCCAGCCUGGCCAGUACUCAGUCAGCGGAACUUGUCGGAGUUGCGGACAGGGGUAUUACUGCUCUGGCAAUGGGGAUAGGAAUGCUUGCCCAGCAGGUACAUACAAUGACCAGACAACCAGUCAACGAGAGAAUGAGUGCAAGGCCAUACAAUGUGGAUUCAGGCCUAGCGGUGGGAACGCCGACGGAACUGGCGCGACUGGCCAAACUAUGUGUGGAGAAGGCUACUACUCCAAGGGUAGAUCGACCACUUGUACUAUUUGCCCUGCCGGCAUGUAUUGUAACGCUCAAACAACAUGUGAUCCCAAACCCUGUGAUCCUGGUACGUAUGCUGACACUCCUGGAGCUGGCCAGAGGUGUAAGGAUUGCCCUGCUGGUACUUUCAAUAACAGUUAUGGGAACACUUCGUGUUGCAAUUGUUGUGCUGGAUGGUUUAGUCAAGGAAACAACACGCAUACCAACUGCGAGCGAUGCCCAAACAUCGGGGAAGUUCAGUCUUUUCGGUCACUGGACCGUGGCCAGCAGCGGCCGGCUCAGACUUGCUCGCAAUCACGAACCCAAUCCCCAGGAAGUUGCCGUAUCCGCUACUUCUGGAAGCACUCCGAGCGGUGCGAUGACGCGAAGCACCACAUCGACAUGCCCAUACGGGACGACUCGUUGUGAGGUCAAGUUUGGGCGUGGCGGAUUCGAAUGCGUUGACAUUUUGAAUUCGCUCGAAACUUGCGGUGGAUGCGAUAACGAUUGCUCUUCUCUGGAGGGCACCAACGAAGUACAGUGUAUCAAGGGACAGUGUGUCGUUAAGUCAUGCGCUGGUGGUCAUGAACUCGCCAUUCGCGGAGAUGGGUUCGCCCGAGGUGGCCUUGACGUUGGUGCGCAUUGCGUUGCGAAGAAGAGGAACCACAUCCGUCAUGCAACUAUGCUUUGA